UAGGGUCCAAGCAAGGUCAUGCUGGUUGCGCGCUUUUUGGCUGGUUGGGGUCUUAAUUUUUGAACACAAAGGAUUUGAUGAUGCAAAACGCGUCUGAUACCCGACCGUGUGAAUGAAGUCAUUCAGGGAUGAUCAGACACAGUCAUAGUUCCUAAAGAUUUUCAUUACUUUCAUAGUCUGUUUCGACCAGUAAUUAGCAUCUCUCAUGAAUUUCUCAGCGAGUAACGACUACCGCGGGGAUGGCAGAUUCCUCCAACAUUCCGUCAUCAUGCAACACAUUGACAAACUGGAGUUGAGACCAGAGGACACGGUACUGGACGUGGGAUGCGGCACUGGGGAAGAAACCAAGUCAUUGGCAGGGAAAGUCAAGCGUGUAACAGGCGUUGACGCUUCAGAGGAAAUGGUAACAGUGGCCAUUGAGACCAACUCGACACCAAACGUAACAUACAUUCAAUGGGACGCCCGAGCCGUGGGAGACAACCCGGACUGGCGAGAGAGAUUCGACAAAGCUGUCUGUUUCUUCGUUCUUCACUGGGUUCCCGAGGAGACCCAAGCGCUAGCGCUCCGUUGCAUCUCCGCGUGUCUUAAGCCGGGCGGGCAGGCACUGUUCAUCAUCCCUUUCGAGAACCAUGGCGACUCCUUCAUUUUACUCCGCGCGACUUCCUUCUUGAAAAGCCAUGAGAAGUGGGGUGCUUUUGUCCAGGACUACAAGUCAUCACAGCACCUGUGGAACCUAUCGGUUCAAGAAACGCAGAAAGUCUUCAAAGCGUGUGGCUGGGCCGAGGCGCAGUGUGAAGUGCGGAUGCACGAACUGGUCCUGUCCGAAAUUCAGUUAAAAUUGUUUUUUAAGACAUGUCUUGGAGAAACACCGUUGAUACCAGCGGCAGCGCUGGAGGAUUAUUUGCAAGACUUGUGGCAGUGGGCGUUGGAUCACUAUGGGGAUAACGCUCAGCCUCGAGAUGUGUACAUUCCUGCUGGAUUUAUGGUCGUACACGCUUGGAAAUAAGACUUGAAACCCUGUGGCGUUUUUCACUUUCAAGGAUUUUGUUUUUGCCUUAUUUUGAUAUUUUUUUCAAGUUCAGUAGGAGUCUUUCCUCGUGGUUGUAGUAAAAAAAACAUGAGGAAAAUAUGCUUAUUAAAUUGUUUAAUGGUUUUAAAAAUUAAGUUUUAUCUUCUCAACAUUUUGUGUAAGUACAUAAAGAUUGUAUUAAUAAGGGAAUAAGUAUGUGCUUGGCCGGUUUUAAAAACUAUGUUAGGAGUCUGGACGCUGAUAAUGACCCCAGCCGGUCAACCAAUAAAAGGGUAAAAGGGACUGGACUUCAUAGGAGUCAAAUUUCAUGUGACACUGGCAAAGUAGACCAGGCAGCCGGUUGUUAUAUCAACCUUUUACGACCGGCCACGUGACGGGCUCCCGAUCAAAAGGAAUGGGAAAACUGCCUUAGGUAGGCCUAUUUAUGAAUUGUUCAUGUACCUGGUCUCUUCAUGCCACAUUGGUGGCUGCUGACUGUUUUUUUUUUCAUGUAAAUGUAAUAAACUAGCAAAUUUGUAAAUAAA
Patiria miniata (bat star) is the source of this 1554-nucleotide messenger RNA. RefSeq names its product ubiquinone biosynthesis O-methyltransferase-like. The transcript is spliced from 4 exons. The coding region runs from base 206 to 1006 and encodes 266 amino acids. Lineage: Eukaryota; Metazoa; Echinodermata; Asteroidea; Valvatida; Asterinidae. The record is from RefSeq and is a predicted model, not a curated record.